Molecule: messenger RNA, 350 nt
Organism: Danio rerio (zebrafish)
Lineage: Eukaryota; Metazoa; Chordata; Actinopteri; Cypriniformes; Danionidae
Gene: cyth1b
Product: cytohesin 1b
Biological process (GO): regulation of ARF protein signal transduction
Cellular component (GO): plasma membrane
Molecular function (GO): guanyl-nucleotide exchange factor activity
Source: RefSeq, marked provisional
GAGACAUCCGGUCUCUUCUGGAACAGUGGAUACUUUCUAACGACCUUUUCAGUUCAUGGUGUUGUUCAAAACAGUGAGUGAACAGGUGAAAGUGUGAGGUUUGUUAAACCGCCAGCAGGUCAUUUACUCCGAAUCACAGGAUCAGCGCAUGAGCUCGUGUGAAGCGCAGUGAUCAUGGUGCUGAAAUCAGAGGAUGAAAUCGUACCGGACGACCUGACGCCAGAGGAGAAGCAGGAGCUGGAGAACAUUAGGAGACGUAAACAGGAGCUGCUGGAGGACAUACAGCGGCUCAAGGAUGAGAUAACAAAGGUGACCAAUGAGAUCGAAUGUCUUGGCUCCACUCAAGAAAG